GUGCGCAGGCGCGGUGCGGAUUUUAUAGUGAAGUGAAGUGCGGAGCGGCAGUAUUUUGGGGGCCUUUCUGAGAGAAGCAUGUGGAGGAUCUUGGUGUUUCUGACGGUGACAGUGAGCUUGUGUCCGGUCCAGCUGCUGCAGGGACUCCCCUCCCCUCAGUGGAGCAAACAUGAUGCAGUCAAGAGAGGACCCCAGUUCACAGAGAAGUAUUUCAGUCAGACCAUGGACCACUUCAACUUUAACAGCAUGGGCAACUCCACAUUCAGCCAGCGUUACCUGAUCACAGAUGAGUACUGGCACAAAGGCCACGGCCCUGUUUUCUUCUACACUGGCAACGAGGGAGACAUCUGGGAGUUUGCACUCAACUCUGGAUUCAUCACAGAAUUAGCUGCUCAGCAGGGAGCCUUGGUCAUAUUUGCUGAACAUAGGUACUAUGGCAAAUCUCUGCCGUUUGGCAAAGAAUCCUUCAACAUCCCUGAGAUCAGCCUGCUGACAGUGGAGCAGGCCCUCGCCGACUACGCUGUCAUGAUCACUGAGCUGAAACAGCAGCUGGCAGCCACACACUGCCCCGUCAUCGUGUUUGGAGGCAGUUAUGGAGGAAUGCUGUCAGUCUAUAUGAGGCUCAAGUAUCCCAACAUUGUGGCUGGAGCUCUGGCUGCCAGUGCCCCCAUACUGUCCACUGCUGGGCUGGGAGACCCCAGGCAGUUUUUCAGAGAUGUCACAGCUGAUUUUGAGAGUGUAGCCCCUGAAUGCACAGAUGCUGUAAGAGGAGCGUUUCAUCAGCUGAAAGAGUUAGCUGAGCGCCAAGAUUAUCUUCGCAUCCAGGCGGAGUUCCUCCUGUGUAAGCCCCCGUCAUCUGCUAAGGACAUCCACCAGCUGAACGGUCUGCUGAGGAACGCCUUCACUCUGAUGGCCAUGCUGGACUACCCCUACAGCACUCACUUCAUGGGCAACAUGCCUGCCAACCCUGUCAAGGUGGCCUGUGAAACCAUGCUGAGUGGACCCAACCUGCUCGCUAACCUGAGGAACACUGCAGGGAUUGUGUACAACUCUACUGGGGUGCUGACCUGUUUUGACCUGUACAGUCUGUAUCUGGAGUGUGCUGAUCCCACUGGCUGUGGACUGGGCUUUGACAGCCUGGCCUGGGAUUACCAGGCAUGCACAGAGAUCGAUCUGUGCUACGAGAGCAACAAUGUGACGGACAUGUUUCCUCCCUUGGCCUUCACUGAGGAAGACCGUGAGCUGUACUGCUCCAAACGCUGGGCUGUGGUUCCACGACCAGACUGGCUCAAAACCCAAUUCUGGGGUGAUGUCCUCUCCACAGCAAGCAACAUAAUCUUCUCCAAUGGAGAUCUGGACCCGUGGGCAAAUGGAGGGGUGCGCAAGUCGUUGAGCUCAUCACUCACAGCUGUCAAUAUUUCUGGAGGAGCCCAUCAUCUGGAUCUGAGAGGAUCUAAUGAUGCAGAUCCAGUGUCGGUAAUCAGUGCCAGGAAGACUGAAGCAGACCUCAUUGCACAGUGGGUGAAGAUGGAGAGGACCAGAUCAAAGCCUUAAAGCACAGGUCCAGUUCGGUUUCACACUGAAACUGCACAAGACCACAAGUCAUUCUCUCUAAGUUUGAGUCCACCUGGGUGUCCCAGUUCCUUUUCACACCCUAACUGUAGUCAGUGGGUGUAGAUGUGUUCAGCUUGGAGAGCCAAAAUUGAGUAUAUCUGUCUGACCUGAGUUUUGUCCAUGUGCAGUGAUGUCCCACAAUAAUGGAUUAAUGGAAUAAUGGACAGAGGAGAGAGCCCCACAAAGAUCUUGUAACACAGAUUGACAUUUUGCUUUUGCCUUUUUUUAUUUUUUUAAAGUUUAAAUGUAACUAUUUUCAUGAUUCAUUCAUUGUUUAAAUCAUUUUUCAAACAAAAAUGUAAAAUAUUUUCUGGCUUUUGCUUCUGAAAUGUGAGGAUUUGCUGCUUUUCUUGGUCAUUAAUGAGCAUCGGACUGGCCAAAAGAAGCAAUUUGAAUCAACUUUGGACUUUUCACAAUUUUAUCGACAUUUUAUAGACCAAACAUAAUCCAUUUAUUGUGAAUGUAAUAGGCAGAGUGAUAGAUAAUGAAAAUAAUUGUCAGGUACAGCCCUCGUCUGCAUGCAUCAGAAAACAGCUUAAACACCUGUAACGACAUUCUGGACUAAGUUGAUUCAGAAAGCUUUUUAGUGAAACCUAAAGCUAUGAAGCCUUUAAAUGUUGCUUUCUGUGAUCAUGUGUCUUAUCAAUUAAACUCUACAGUGUAGACUUAAGCA
Molecule: messenger RNA, 2287 nt
Organism: Acanthopagrus latus (yellowfin seabream)
Lineage: Eukaryota; Metazoa; Chordata; Actinopteri; Spariformes; Sparidae
Gene: dpp7
Product: dipeptidyl-peptidase 7
Exons: 13
Coding region: 79-1554 (491 amino acids)
Biological process (GO): proteolysis
Cellular component (GO): vesicle
Molecular function (GO): dipeptidyl-peptidase activity; serine-type exopeptidase activity
Source: RefSeq, a predicted model, not a curated record